Messenger RNA from Cuscuta campestris, 1108 nucleotides. Lineage: Eukaryota; Viridiplantae; Streptophyta; Magnoliopsida; Solanales; Convolvulaceae. The record is from the annotation of a GenBank genome assembly.
AACGGCUCAAUCUCCCAACGCUCCGGUCAAACGGAGAAGGCGAGAACUUUGCGGAGAAACUUCCGUCCAUCAGGGCGAUCCUUCCCGAGUUCCCGCCUCUUUCCGCCACCUUCUCCGGCGUCGCAGACUCGGCUCGGUUCUAGACACGUCGAAUAGAUUAAGAAUAGGCCUACAUGAGAAUCUUUCGGCGUUCAAGAUCAAGGGUUUCUAUCUUAUCCUUUAUUCUUCUCUGCUGGCUCCCAGAACUGAUAAAUGCUGCAAUUGUUACACUUGACUCGAUCGAAAUAUAUGAUACCCAUGAGUUCCUUGGAUUGGAACCAACAAUUUACUUUCAGUGUAACGGGGAGAAUCAGACAACCAUGCCCGAUGUGAAGGAGAAAGGUGUUUUCUAUAGCUUUAAAGGAGAAGAGUCGUGGCAGCCUCUUGUGGAACUCCAUAAUAAGAAAUGCAAGAGAUGUGGAUUUUAUGAAGACGACUCAAUGAAGCCACGCGAUGUUUUUGAUGAGUGGGAGUUUUGUGCUUCCGAUUUUUCGAGUACUGAUGGCAAAUACAUCCAUUUCAAGGACAAGGAGCUCAACGCAACAUUCUUGUGUCCUGAAUGUGCCCAUCCUGUUGGUCCUCCACAGCAUUCAGGUCCCUCAAACGAGAAGGCAAUGACGCAUUGGGCUUUCAUUGUGGUAAUAGGUGCUACGGUUUCAGUGGUUUUUGCCCUUGGCAUGGUAACUUCAUACAAGUUGUGGCAGAAAAGGAAGAGGCAGCAAGAACAAGCGCGGUUCAUAAGACUCUUUGAAGGGGAUGACGACGUAGAUGAUGAAUUCGGAUUUAGCCCUCUGAGCCACGUCACGUAGAAGUGCAUUCCCUUUUUGCUAGAUGUAUUGAUAAAGAAAAGUAAGUGGGUUGGAAGUUGCUUAAUUGGCUGAACCGGACACAUGCAUUUGGACAAAAGACAGACAUACCCAAUUCACUCCCUUCCAUUUCAACUCCAUCACCUCACACCACCCCAACGCUUCGCACCACGUUACACAUCCAUAUAUAAUUGUAGUAUAAUGUGUCCAUUGUUACUUUUAUCAUGUAUUUAAGCACCUACUAAUAAUUAUAAUUGUAAUUG